This is a messenger RNA of Daktulosphaira vitifoliae (grape phylloxera), 738 nucleotides long. RefSeq lists its product as uncharacterized. NCBI's taxonomy places the organism in Eukaryota, Metazoa, Arthropoda, Insecta, Hemiptera, Phylloxeridae. Bases 94 to 621 code for a protein of 175 amino acids. The record is from RefSeq and is a predicted model, not a curated record. The transcript is spliced from 3 exons.
AAUUUUAAAAGGUUAAAACAUUUAAAUAGCAAUUGGCUAUUACGUUAAAGAUAUUUUUCUAAUACUAUUUUAUAAGUUAAGAUUGACAGAAAAAUGAUUUUUACGAAAUAUUUUUGUUUUUUUUUCUUUUUAACUCUUGUAAAAUCCAAUGACCCCAUUCAGCAGCCAAAGCAGAACUUCUUAACAUGUUUGAUAAAUUCUGGUUUGAAUAAUAAUAAAAUCAUAAAUUCUCGAAACAAAUUUACUCGUAAAUUUGAAAAAUUUUUAUUAAAAAAGAGUAUAGAAAUUCUACGUUUAGGUAGUAAGAGAAAAGUUAAAAAAAUUGCAAAAUCUUUGUAUGAAUAUGUUUGUAAAACAGAUGAACAAAUUCAAGAGGUGAACGAUUGUUGUGUAAUAUAUGGUAAUGAACUUACAGAUUUAAAGGAAAAUAAGGAUCUUAUUGACCGUUAUGAAAAAUUGGUUUGCGAUUGGAGUAAUGAAGAUAAAAAUUUGCCAACGGUACUUCGAGAAGAUAACAUGACUAUUGACGAAGGAUACGAACUGGGGGAUACAUGUCAAAUAGUUGUAUUGACUGGUGAUACUGAAGAUACAGACCGCAUCAAACUGGAUCGUUAUAAUUAAGAUUUAAAAAUAUUAAUGGAUGACGACAGAUUUGUUUUAAUUGUACUUUAACUAAUUAAAAAAUAUUUAAUUUGUAAAAAUUAUAUAAAACAAUAAAUAGUAAAAAAAUGUCUGUUA